This is a messenger RNA of Opisthorchis viverrini, 831 nucleotides long. RefSeq lists its product as hypothetical. The transcript has 5 exons. NCBI's taxonomy places the organism in Eukaryota, Metazoa, Platyhelminthes, Trematoda, Opisthorchiida, Opisthorchiidae. The annotation marks the transcript as partial. The record is from RefSeq and is a predicted model, not a curated record.
GUGUCAAGCAACCUCCGAGAUUCAAACGGAUUUGUUUUAAUCGCUGGAGGGUUGGCCACUCGGCAAACAUCAGAUGUCGAUCGAUCGUCACAAGCAGGACAGUUACUGGAUCGUCGUUCGAUGAGUCGGGCACCCCAAUCACAUCGCUCAAGUGUGAACACGUUCGCCUGUUCAGACGUGAUAAUUCAGAUGCGUCCGACUGCUUCUCUUUGGUGUGAACUCACCGGAAUAAUCACCCCAGAACAGGAGGACGAACGUUCAAACGAGGAUGAUGUGACUAAGAACAAAUCAGAAGACAAGAAAGCGACCAGAAGGAAAUGUGUAUUAAGGCAAUUACAACUCUCUAUAUAUGAUUCACUUGAUGGUCGAUCCACUGUCAACCAACCAGUGUGUCUUCUGCACGCCCACACUGGUUCUCGGACGGUUGUUCUUUUGUCUCGGUUGAUCACAGAUGGUCGUCUGUGCGCUUGUGUACGGUCAUGGAUUGGGCGUGUACUUUCUGUGUCCCUUUUUGAACUUUCCCCGGCACACGGUGAAAUCGGACGUGAUUCAGACGUCCUGGACGUCUGUCUGGGUGAGCUAAGAGUUCAGCAACUCCAGACAGGGCCAACCACCCCGUUUGGUUUCAAUGUGCUGGUUACUUUCGACAAUGUAUACUACGAAUCAUCUGGCGCCUCCGCACCAGUUCCAACCAGUACACAGGAGAGACUCGUUGGGUUCACGUGUGAGGAAUGUGGCAAGUGCUGCAAAUCGAAAGCUGGCUUUACCCAGUAUGACGGUCACUUUGUGCCUGAUGUGCGAGUCUUGACUGUGCUAGCGCAUACUGCGCCU